CUUUCUCGGAAAACUGUUUGUGACGUCACAUGAUCAUGGUUUUGCAUCCUUGUCUACUUUGUGUCAUGCGAAGGCAUACGUGGUCUUCAAUUUCUCAUUCCUAAAGUCAAAGAAAGCAAUAAAUCAUGUGGUAAGGGUUUUGAAAUAGCUUAUGGCUGAGCUACAAGACGAGAUUUCUUCGCUUUGUGACAGGAUACGCGAUUACAAGAUCGGAGACUUCGAGAAGUUUCAUGAUGCCAUCGAAGGCGAAAUGGAAGGUUGCUGUAUUAAUAUUGCGGUCUUUGGCAUGACUGGGUCAGGGAAAUCAGCUUUGAUUAACACAAUAUUCCAGUCAUUAGGGUAUCCAAAGGUUGCUGUUAUUCAAAGCACUGGGAAGGAAGGAACGAAGGUUUUGGAAAGCUUUGUUCUUCCCGGUAAACAAAUCACGCUUUUCGACACACGGGGAUUUUUCGAGAUGGAUUUCAAAGAAGAGGGCGAACUAUUUCGUAUCCUAAAUGGAAUUGAGCGACCAGGAGAUGACCUGAAACGAGAUGAGGAAAGCGCUCGAAAAGCAAAAGCCGCUGGCCAGGGUGCCCACAAGCUUGAAAAACCUCCGAUAACCGACCAAAUGCACGUCGUUCUUUGGGUUAUAAAAGCCAUUGACAUCAGAUUUGGAUUGGGUCAAUACAGAGAGAUCAUCAAGUAUGUUCAAGAUCAACUGCGGGAGACCAUAAUCACCAUUUUAACUGUCUUAACGUUCGACGACGAAGUCCAGAGGAAUCCAAACGCCGAUGAGGAAAGGAAGCGAUUGAAAGAAGCAGCUAUUAAAGUCACUGGUAGUGACAUGAGAAACGUGUUUAUGAUCGCCAACCCUUUACCGGGAAAAGAUCUUGAUCCAGUUUAUAAAGAGCGAGUCUUGGAGCUGAUGGAAAAAGCAUUAAAGUGCGGAGAGCGAUCCAUCAGGAUGCGACAAACUAAAAGGGAGAGUCCAAAGAAGCAAGUGCGGCAUUCAGAGUGUGUAGCUAGUAAUCUUAAGUACCCAACUCCAGUGGAGCACGAAGAUGAACCUCCAAUUGAUCGUAAAUACAAAUGCUUGCCGUAAGUCAAAUGUUAUUAUUGAGAGAUCUUCAUCAACUAUAAACUUUUCUUAUGUAAUUGUUGUCUUUAGACAAUAUAUCUAGAAUUAAGUAAGAGAGAAUUCAAAUCACGAAUAAAGCUGAGGGAUACAUAUGAUGCACGAUCCUCGCAAUAGAUAGCGCUAUUUAAGCAAUAGCGAAAAUCAGACCUGAAAAAAAUCAGG
This is a messenger RNA of Stylophora pistillata, 1279 nucleotides long. RefSeq lists its product as uncharacterized. Gene Ontology annotation, molecular function: GTP binding. The record is from RefSeq and is a predicted model, not a curated record. NCBI's taxonomy places the organism in Eukaryota, Metazoa, Cnidaria, Anthozoa, Scleractinia, Pocilloporidae.